AUGUUGAGCCCGGUUGAGAUCGUUGCCCGGCUGCCGACCGAGAACCCGCAGGCGGCCACGAUGGUGGACCGAAUGCUCCGCUUGCUCGCCCCCGACACUGUCGUCAGCUGCACCGUCCAAACCGGAGCCGAUGGCCGCCCUACGAGGAAGUACGGCGCACCUCCCAUCUGCAAGUACCGGAACAAGAACGAGGAUGGUGUGUCCAUGGCUGCUUUGGCUUUGUUGCUGCAGGAUAAGAUAUUUGUGGAUACAUGCAAGGUGUUCAAUGAGGGCUUGAGAGGCCACCCCAGCAGUAUCGUCAAGUAUUUACUCCGUGUCUACAGUGGCUUUGACAACAUGGAGGUGCUCGUCAAUGUCGAUGGCAAUGACGGCGCAUCAUCCCUCCAAAUGAUCAAGCACCCACACAUCAAGGGCAUCAACUAUGACCGCCCUCAUGUUAUCUCCGGUGCCCAACGCACGCCAGAGAAGGAAAUAAAUGUUCUCAUGGAGGCAGCACCACAAGGUGAUGGGAUCCGUCAUUUAGAUGUGCCAGCUACAUUUAGUGAAAUUGACCAAAUGCCAACUACAUCAAAUCAGUUUGGUCAGAGGCAGAUUGACGCUAAUUGUGAGAGUGACACCACUAAGCACUCCAAGGAUAUAUUCAGGAAGAUCUUUCCGGUGUAG
This is a messenger RNA of Musa acuminata AAA Group (dessert banana), 663 nucleotides long. RefSeq names its product flavone O-methyltransferase 1-like. The coding region runs from base 1 to 663 and encodes 220 amino acids. Gene Ontology annotation, biological process: methylation. Lineage: Eukaryota; Viridiplantae; Streptophyta; Magnoliopsida; Zingiberales; Musaceae. The record is from RefSeq and is a predicted model, not a curated record. The transcript is spliced from 3 exons. Gene Ontology annotation, molecular function: O-methyltransferase activity; protein dimerization activity; S-adenosylmethionine-dependent methyltransferase activity.